GCAAACGCAAUACCCGAAGAUACCGUCUUCCACACCGGCACUUUGGAGGCCGAAGGCAUUCUGCGACCGUCUGCGAUUUCCCAGGUCUUCUCGUUGCUGAGCCAGGGACUUGCUUCAGACAGUCCUGUCUCUGAUGCGGAGACCGUUCGCCUGGUGCGCUUGACGAGCUUGGUGGUGGUUCGAUGCCGUCACCGCGAGGUGGUUCAGGGCAACUUGCCUUCCUUGCUGCUCUCUAUGAGCCUGUCUCCGCGCACGGACGUUCGUGAGGUUGCGUGGUCGCUCAUCAAGCUGCUUCGGACGCAGGCGCACGAGGCAGAGGAAGCUGCUCAG
Symbiodinium sp. CCMP2592 is the source of this 330-nucleotide messenger RNA. Lineage: Eukaryota; Dinophyceae; Suessiales; Symbiodiniaceae. The record is from the annotation of a GenBank genome assembly.